Peronospora matthiolae is the source of this 1194-nucleotide messenger RNA. The record is from the annotation of a GenBank genome assembly. Lineage: Eukaryota; Oomycota; Peronosporomycetes; Peronosporales; Peronosporaceae.
AUGAGCGAACCCCACUCCACCACAAUAGUGCGCGUGCCCGGAUCUUCUGGUGACUCGAGAUUUUACCGUGAGUCCCGAGAUGGAGACGUUAAGAUCAAAACUGAACCUGGGCUUGGAGCGUCAGCGGAUUAUGGAUCGCCACAGACGCGCGAAGAGAAUGGAUCCCAAGAUCAUCGUAGUUUUGGUAGGGGCUAUGAUGACAAGAAAGUCAAAGAGGAAAAUCACCAAGCUGAUCUGGAAGAAAAACAUCAACCCCCUCCUGAGGCCCCUUCGGGGACCACCGCGGAUCGUGCUGCAAAGCAUGAUCUGCCAGAUGGAAAUCCUCCAGUAAAACCUGAAAGAUCUUCAUCCAAAACUACCGCCCAACCAAAGGCGAAGAAACACACUCCUAAGUUGGCCCGUUCAAAGACGAAGACGGCAGAGCCACAUCGAAACAAGCAAGAGAACAAGGCAGAAGUUCAGGAUGUGGAAUUAGAAGGCUGGCAAUUGAAACAGAACACCUGGGAAUUCUAUUGGCAACAACUGAAGAAAAUUCUUGCAGAAGACCUAGUCCUAAAGGUGCUGAAACCUAAGCUGGUCGGAUCGAUCCAAGGUCCAGUAUUGCCACCGAAAGUGACCUCGAAUCAGUUGGAGACAUUGCAUCGGCUUAUUCCGCUGCUAAGAGACGCUGGAUUUACAGCUGGAGCUUUCGACGCACAAACGCUCUUAAAAUUUAAUCACGAUCGGGUGAUCAAAGCAGGACAUCGACUAUGCGAAAAGCUAACUCCACUGACAGGGUCUCACAACCCUAUGAGCCAACGGAUCGAGGGAGAAAAAGGACAUUUGAGCCAGCGAAUCAAGAGUGAAGAAGGACACCUGAGCCUAAGGAGAGAGUCAACCAACCGCAUCGUGAAAGAGGAAUACACGGGAUCGUCAUGCUAUGCUUCGGCAGAAUCAGAUAUGGACUCAGAAGAGUCGUUUGGGAUGCAGCGGAUGUCUCUGGGACCGACAGGGGCAGCAAUGCUUAAAUACAGGCUCGACCCGGCAAACAACGGAAUACGAUCGACUCAAAUUCCGGCUUUGCAGAAUGCAAACAAGGUGGAGCCAAGCCAGUUGCAAACUUAUUUAAGGCCGCCAUGGACAAAUUCAUUCGCGAUCGCGAAGAACAAGGAGCUAACUACCCGAUCGUCCCAGACGUCGAAAUGGAGUCAGUAG